CGUCUCAAAAACGCAGUGUGUGUGUGUGUGUGUGCUUGCAUGUGUGAGAAAGUGACGAAUUACUUUUCAUCAAAUGGGAAAUAAUUUAGUUUGAAAACACGUAUAUAUCCAGAGCAGCUGAAAUUUACAGUUUGUAAAAAUUAUUUAGAGACUACGAGCUAAAUCGGCAAUAUAAAUUAUUCCUGAAACACGACAACUCACCAACGAAAUGGCGGAAGGCGGCAGUAAACGCAUCAACGUGGUUGUGAAAACGCCAAAGGACAAGAAAACGGUGGAGGUUGACGAAGAUUCUGGAAUAAAAGAUUUCAAAAUUCUGGUUGCACAAAAGUUCGAGGCGGAGCCCGAACAGCUGGUGCUUAUUUUUGCCGGCAAAAUUAUGAAGGACACGGACACAUUGAAGAUGCACAAUAUCAAGGACAACCUGACGGUGCAUUUGGUGAUCAAGUCGCCGACCCGCAACAACGAGGCACCGGCCCGUGCCCCCGCCGAUGUGCGCCAGACGCCGUUCGGCCUGAAUCAGUUCGGAGGCCUGGCUGGGAUGGAGGCACUUGGCGCCGGAUCGAACACUUUCAUGGACCUGCAGGCCCGCAUGCAGAACGAGCUGCUGAACAACGGUGACAUGCUGCGCUCCCUAAUGGACAAUCCGCUGGUGCAGCAGAUGAUGAACAAUCCGGAUACGAUGCGUCAGCUGAUUACGUCGAAUCCCCAGAUGCAGGAUCUCAUGCAGCGCAAUCCCGAGAUCUCGCACAUGCUGAACAAUCCGGACCUGCUGCGCCAAACGAUGGAACUGGCCCGCAACCCGUCGAUGUUGCAAGAGCUUAUGCGUUCGCAUGACCGCGCCAUGUCCAACUUGGAGUCGGUGCCGGGCGGUUACAGUGCCCUGCAGCGGAUCUAUCGCGACAUCCAGGAGCCAAUGAUGAAUGCGGCCACCGAGUCUUUUGGCCGCAAUCCGUUCGCCGGUCUGGUCGAGGGCGGAGGAUCGGGAGCGGGUGUUAACCCCCAGCAGGGUACCGAGAACCGCAAUCCGCUGCCGAAUCCCUGGGGCGGUGGCGGCACCAACUCCACGACAAACGGCACUGGCGGAGGAGCCGGCGCAGGCACCGGGGGUACGGGCAACCGGACAGGGGACUUGCCCCCAAACAAUGUCCUCAACUCCCCAGCCAUGCGCAGCCUUAUGCAGCAGAUGGCGGAUAAUCCAGCGAUGAUGCAGAACCUGCUCAACGCCCCGUACACCCGGUCGAUGAUGGAGACCAUGUCGCAGGAUCCGGAGAUGGCUUCGCGUUUGCUGAGCACCAGCCCUCUGCUCUCAAACAAUCCCGCCAUGCAAGACCAGGUGCGCCAAAUGAUGCCCCAAUUCAUGGCACAGAUGAAUAAUCCGGAAGUGAUGAACAUGAUCACCAAUCCAGAUGCCAUGAACGCCAUCCUGCAGAUACAGCAGGGCAUGGAACAACUACGCAGCGCGGCACCUGGCCUUGUCGGUACCUUGGGCAUUCCGCCACCACCACCGGGUGUUAACUCCGCAUCGGAUCCAGCCAGCGGCGAUGGCACCACCACCACUGCUAAUAAUGUUUCGCCGCCGAGUGGUGGUAAUGCCGCAUCGACCGCUGGCACCGCCGGCGUCCCCAACUUGGCACCCGGCGGUGGCCCGAAUGCCCAGCUCUUCAAUGACUUUAUGAUGCGUAUGCUCAACGGUAUGUCCAACAAUGCGGACAGCACGCAGCCGCCGGAGGUUCGUUAUCAGUCGCAGUUGGAACAGCUCGCCGCAAUGGGAUUUGCCAAUCGUGAGGCCAACUUGCAGGCUCUUAUCGCUACCUUCGGAGACAUUAAUGCAGCGGUAGAGCGUCUGCUGUCCCUCAACCAGUUGUCCCUGAGUUAACAACGUUAAGCCACUUUCAAAACUGUACACACAACCUGUCUUUAUAUCUUACAAAACUACAACUAUAUCUACCACUACAACCUGGAGAAUGCUGCGAAUACUAGAACGAGAAACGAUAACGAGAUCACGACGAGAAAAGGAACAAAAAACGAGAUCCCCUUAUGCCCAAAAAAACACACAACUAACACCCACGAAAACAAGCACACAACACUAUCCACAAUUGAUCAGCGCGCGCUGAUUGUUAUUCCUAUCCACGAUGCGGGAACUACCUUGAAUCCUAAACGCCCACAUACUUAUCCUUAUCGCAGUCCCUACACCUAACACACAGUCUAAACACACACACACACACACACACACACACAAUAUACACCUUAUUAACGAGAGACGAUAUAGAAGAUCCGCCUAGAGAACGGGCGAGAUGAAAGAAUCUGUCGGAACGGUGGACAGAUCUAGAUGAUAUAUAUAUAUAUGAUUGCAUACCAAAGUUUCGACAGUUGCAUAGUUGAAGAUACUAUAUAUAUUUUUUUUUUAAUUGUUUAACUUGAAGAGAGAGAGAAAGACGCUCUGUAAGACACCUGAAUUACCAUUAAAACCUUAAAGCGGAAAUGGGUUAAACCACAACAUAAUCCAAUAUGGAACAUGGCAUUGUAUUUGCAAGAUCAUAUACAUCCAGCCAACCGCAAACAUACACACACACAUACACAUGCAACACACAAACACAUCUACAGGCAUUCUACACUUGAAGAAAAAAGGAACAUUUCACGCAUUUAACAUUCACUGUUUUAUAAUAAACUUCAACAUUUCUGUGCUCUCGUUUAUCAUUGUAAAUUGUAACCAAUAUUUUCAUGCCGCCACCACCACCCAUCCUCCCUCCGCGUGAUAUCUAGACUUGUGUGCUAAAACAAUAAGGUGGGAGAUAACGAGUGUGGGUGUUCCUGUGGAUCAGUUCGGAUGGGAUAGGAUCUCCUUCUAUCAUCUGCCAGCCCUCUCCUUUUUCUCGGAAAUUCGCAAAUCCGUUCUUGUGAAUCCAGACAGCCGCAAUCAGUGGGACAUAUACUUUAUAUAUGUGUUUAUCUAUAUGCGAAUAUAUAGAUAUAUUAAAUAUUCCAUGGUGUUAAAAGACGUAAACUAUUUAAAUUCCUUAGUAAAAAAAAAAAAACAAAACAAAAAAAAGAAGAGAGAACCCCACUUUAUCCUUUUAUCUUAAUCUAGCUAUUACUUUGUAUUCACACCUGAUCGCCGUGUGCUUGGCGAGGGGCAUGGGGUAAGGUAGGAUGGGGCGACGGGCGGAUGUGUCCUCCCCCAGCUUCCUUUCGUCUUGUAGAAGGUGCUGCCCCCCUGGAGAGCUGGAGAGAUUGGGAACCGGGUGGGUGGGAUGAGUAAGUAAGAUGGUAAGCUGGGCCGGGCGAUCAGAGAUCGGAGCUACUUUUAUUCGUUUAGUGGAGGAAGUGAAACUAAGUAACUAAUUGUAAAUGGUCACAUGUUUUAAAACAAAUGAAUAAAGCUGCUUUGGUUUUAGAUAAUAGA
Messenger RNA from Drosophila bipectinata, 3403 nucleotides. It is a transcript of the gene Ubqn, whose product is annotated as ubiquilin. Lineage: Eukaryota; Metazoa; Arthropoda; Insecta; Diptera; Drosophilidae. Gene Ontology annotation, biological process: ubiquitin-dependent protein catabolic process. Gene Ontology annotation, cellular component: cytosol. The record is from RefSeq and is a predicted model, not a curated record. Gene Ontology annotation, molecular function: polyubiquitin modification-dependent protein binding.